AUGAAGUUCUCCAUUCUCAAGGGUGCAGUGGCCGCUCUUGCCGUCUGCAGCGACGUCGUCCUGUCUCAGCUUACGGCCACCCAGAUCGUCCGCAAUAUUGAGCAGCUCGAGUUGAUUUCACUUGACCUGAAAGCACCGGCCACCUUUGUCGAUUAUUUAACCCAAGCCCAGCUUAUAACCCUUGGACAUAGUAAUUUCGAUAGCAUAUCUGGUUACCUUGCCAAGAUUUCACAGGUGGCCAAGAUGACCGUCGACGAGAUGCAAGGCAUGGAAACCAUACCUCCGGGCGCCGAAGCGGACGCUAUACUCGACGCCUUUCGUGACUUUGCAAAGGCGCACACAACCUAUUUUCUAAGCAUGUCCAAGGCGCCAGCAGGUGUCCGGCUUCUGUUGGCUGGUAUUAUGCCUAUGGAUAAUCUUCUCAAGGCCGACGAGUCCAGCAUUGACUCCCUCGUGUUGAAGCUCAUGGAAACCAUCCCAACAGGCACUGGCGAGUUGAAGUCGUAUGCAGACAACAUCAGUGGACAGCGAAAGAUUGCAAUAAAAGCAUGGGAUCUCAACUUGGCUCAAAAGCGCAGCUUCGGCCGCGCCGCCUUCCGCCAAGCUCUGCGUGUCUAG
Pyricularia oryzae 70-15 is the source of this 618-nucleotide messenger RNA. RefSeq lists its product as uncharacterized. The record is from RefSeq and is a predicted model, not a curated record. The transcript is spliced from 3 exons. The coding region runs from base 1 to 618 and encodes 205 amino acids. Lineage: Eukaryota; Fungi; Ascomycota; Sordariomycetes; Magnaporthales; Pyriculariaceae.